AUGGCAGCUGCUGUAGCCUACACCCUCCCGUUCCCCAAUUUCUCCGACGUGGUCCUCCCCUCCGAUCGCGCGCAGCUCGCGGGCCUCUCGCACACCGCCGUGCAGGCUUGGACAGCUUCCCGUGCCGAAGAGUACAGACGUCUUGCUCUUGGCCUCCUCAGUGUCUACAACGCCGUCACCCCCAUAAACCGUCUCCUCCCCACCGAGAUCCUCUCAGAGGUCUUCGCCCAUUGCUGGAAAAACAAAGACAGCCGCAGCAUUCGUGUUACACACGUCUGUCGCCUAUGGCGCGCAAUCCUGCACACAACAACGCGCUUCUGGGCUGCCGCUGCCUCAGCUCCGGGGGCCAUGUUCGACUUCGAACUAUACCACUACAUGGUCCGCGACAACGCGGAGGUAGAGGUGGAAGGGGCGAUGCGGAGCGCUGUGACGUGGUGGAGGACGCGCAGGGCGACACGGGCGGAGGUGGGUGACGCCAAGGAGGACAAGGCGGAGGAGGUGGGUGACAUGGAGCGCCAGGAGGAGGUAGAGGGCCCGGGAGGAGAGGGCGAUGCGGGCGACGUGGACGCGGGCAACGUGGAGGUGGAGGACGUGAAGGCGGAGGAGGGCGACGCGGAGGUAGGCGGUUCGAAGGAGACGGCAGGCGCGGGCGAGGAGGAGGGCGGUAUGAGCGGGCGGCGCAAGGCAGCGCGGGCGGAGGGCAGUACGAAGGAGGGCCGCAUGGAGGGCCACGUGAAGUCAGCCGAGGCUGAGGCGGGCGACAUGAGCGGGCGGUGCGACGGAGGCGGCGGGCGUGGGCGGAGCAGGGCGAGAGGGAAGAGCGGGCGACACGGGCGGAGAGCAGCGCGGGGGUGGAGGAGGGUGACACGGAGGAGCGCGGGACUAAGGAGCGCGGUGCCAGCGAGGACGGUGACGCGGGCGGAGGAACGCGGCGCGGAGGAGGGUGCUGCGGAGGGUGCGGGAGAUGAGGGCAGUGCAGAAGAGGAGGGCGGCACAAAGGAGGCAGCGGGUGUGGGCGGAGGAGGGCGAGGAGGGGCAAGGAGGGCGACGCAGAGGCGGGCGACGCAGAGGUGGGUGGUGCAGGAAGGCGGAGGAGAGGACUCACCAAAACAAGGGCCGCGGCACGUCGCCGCGACCCCCAUAUCCUCAUCUCCAUACUGA
Epithele typhae is the source of this 1161-nucleotide messenger RNA. RefSeq lists its product as uncharacterized. Bases 1 to 1161 code for a protein of 386 amino acids. The transcript has 4 exons. The record is from RefSeq and is a predicted model, not a curated record. NCBI's taxonomy places the organism in Eukaryota, Fungi, Basidiomycota, Agaricomycetes, Polyporales, Epitheliaceae.